Molecule: messenger RNA, 1344 nt
Organism: Leptonychotes weddellii (Weddell seal)
Lineage: Eukaryota; Metazoa; Chordata; Mammalia; Carnivora; Phocidae
Source: RefSeq, a predicted model, not a curated record
AUGAUGAGGUAUCACAAACUGAGCCCCUUUAUUGCAGAAGAGGCCCGGUCAAUCCCACUCUUGGCCACACUGCAGCCCCCACCUGUGGUGCCAGCCAGCGGGGGAUCUGGCAGCUCCAGUGACUCUGAGAGCAGCUCCGAGUCAGACUCAGACACCGAAAGCAGCACCACUGACAGCGAAUCCAAUGAGGCGCCUCGGGCGGCCACUCCAGAGCCUGAGCCGCCCUCAACCAACAAGUGGCAGUUGGAUAAAUGGCUUAACAAAGUGACAUCCCAGAACAAGUCGUUUAUUUGUGGCCAAAAUGAAACACCCAUGGAGACUGUUUCUGUGCCUCCUCCAAUCAUCCAGCCAAUGGAAGUCCAGGUCAAAGUGAAGACAACCCCCAGCCAGGUCCUGGCUGAACCCAAAGAGAGGCCUCUCCUCAGUCUUAUCAGGGAGAAAGCCCGUCCACGGCCGACCCAGAAAACUCCAGAAACAAAGGCUUUGAAGCAUAAGUUGUCAACAACUAUUGAGACAGUGUCUCAAAGGACAAUUGGAAAAAAACAGCCCAAAAAAGUCGAGAAGAACACCAGCAUUGACGAGUUUACCUGGCCCAAACCAAAUAUUACCAGCAGCACCCCCAAAGAAAAAGAAAGCAUGGAGCUUCCUGACCCGCCAAGAGGCCGCAACAAAGCCACUGCCCACAAACCAGUCCCUAGGAAGGAACCGAGGCCAAACGUUCCCUUGGCUGCCGAGAAAAAGAAGUACAGAGGGCCUGGUAAGAUCGUGCCAAAGUCCCGGGAAUUCAUCGAGACGGAUUCGUCCACGUCCGAUUCCAACACAGAUCAGGAAGAGACCCUGCAGAUCAAAGUGCUGCCUCCGUGCAUCGCUCCAGGGGGCAAUACUGCCAAGUCCAAGGACGCCUGUGGUGCCAGCCUGACCCUCAGCUCCUUGGUCAGCAGCAGCAACAGCAGCCUAACCACCAGUGGCGAGGAGCCAGCAUUUUCACCCAUCCCUGUCACGCCAACCGAGCUGCUGUCCCCUCUACGAGACCACGAGAACCUCAAAAAUCUCUGGGUGAAGAUUGACCUUGACCUGCUGUCUAGAGUGCCUGGCCACCACUCAGUGCAAGCAGCGCCAGCCAAGCCGGACCACAAGGAGGCUGCGUCCAAGCCCAAGCGCCAGACCACUGCUGCGGCCGCCGAGAAACCCGUCCCUAAGGGCAAGCGUAAGCACAAGCCAACAGAGAUCGCAGAGAAAAUCCCUGAGAAGAAGCAACGCCUGGAGGAGGCCACCACUAUUUGCCUGCUGCCCCCCUGCAUCUCACCAGCCCCACCCCACAAGCCUCCCCACGCUAGAGAGUGA